AACUCCUUCCUGGCCCAGGGCGUCCCGGCCUUUCUCCCCGCCCCCAUGCGGCCGGCCUCCGAGUGCGCAGGCCCAGACUCGGCCGCGUUGUUCGCCUCUGCGCAGGCGCUGUGCCCCUCCCACGGCGGUUGGCCAUAUAGAGGCUGGGGGUGGGGGGGAGGUCAAGCGUAGCCUCGUCUCCUUUACCAAGAUGGCGGCUUGUCCCUGUUUCGCCACAGUUCCUACCUUAUGAGCCUGGUUUUCUUACGCUAAUAAGAGUGGAACAGCAAAAGCUGGCGGCUGACAGGCGGCCCCAGGACCAGGACGGACUUUCUGGCUACUGACCAUUUUGCUGUGGCUUACCCGGUUGUGUGUGGGCGUGAGACCAACCAUGAGCUCCGUUGCAGUUUUGACCCAAGAGAGUUUUGCCGAACAUCGAAGUGGGCUGGUUCCGCAACAGAUCAAAGUUGCUACUUUAAAUUCAGAAGAGGAGAGCGACCCUCCAACCUACAAAGAUGCCUUCCCCCCACUUCCCGAGAAAGCAGCGUGCCUGGAAGGUGCCCAGGAACCUGCCGGAGCCUGGAGUAGCAAGAUCCGGCCCAUCAAGGCUUCUGUCAUCACUCAGGUGUUCCACGUGCCCCUGGAGGAGAGAAGAUACAAGGACAUGAACCAGUUUGGAGAAGGUGAACAAGCGAAGAUUUGCCUUGAGAUCAUGCAGAGAACCGGUGCUCACCUGGAGCUGUCGCUGGCCAAAGACCAGGGCCUUUCCAUCAUGGUCUCAGGGAAGCUGGACGCCGUCAUGAAGGCCCGGAAGGACAUUGUCGCCAGACUGCAGACACAGGCCUCAGCAACUGUUGCCAUUCCCAAAGAACACCAUCGCUUUGUUAUCGGCAAAAACGGAGAGAAACUUCAAGAUUUGGAGCUAAAAACUGCAACCAAAAUCCAGAUCCCACGGCCAGAUGACCCCAGCAAUCAGAUCAAGAUCACUGGCACCAAAGAGGGCAUUGAGAAAGCUCGCCAUGAAGUCCUGCUCAUCUCCGCCGAGCAGGACAAACGUGCUGUGGAGAGGCUGGAAGUGGAGAAAGCUUUCCACCCGUUCAUCGCGGGGCCCUACAAUAGGCUUGUUGGCGAGAUCAUGCAGGAGACCGGGACGCGCAUCAACAUCCCCCCGCCGAGCGUGAACCGGACCGAGAUCGUCUUCACGGGCGAGAAGGAGCAGCUGGCCCAGGCUGUGGCUCGCAUCAGGAAGAUCUACGAGGAAAAGAAAAAGAAGACCACGACUAUCGCAGUGGAGGUGAAGAAGUCGCAGCACAAGUACGUCAUCGGGCCCAAGGGCAACUCCCUGCAGGAGAUCCUGGAGAGAACUGGAGUUUCUGUCGAGAUCCCGCCCUCGGACAGCGUCUCCGAGACCGUGAUACUUCGGGGCGAGCCUGAGAAGCUGGGGCAGGCGCUGACGGAGGUCUAUGCCAAGGCCAACAGCUUCACGGUCUCCUCUGUCACUGCCCCUUCUUGGCUUCACCGUUUCAUCAUUGGCAAGAAAGGGCAGAACUUGGCCAAGAUCACUCAGCAGAUGCCCAAGGUCCACAUUGAGUUCACAGAAGGCGAGGACAAGAUCACCCUGGAAGGCCCCACCGAGGACGUAAAUGUAGCCCAGGAACAGAUCGAAGUCAUGGUCAAAGAUCUGAUUAACCGGAUGGAUUACGUGGAGAUCAACAUUGACCACAAGUUCCACAGACACCUCAUUGGGAAGAGUGGAGCCAACAUAAACAGAAUCAAAGACCAGUACAAGGUGUCUGUGCGCAUCCCUCCCGACAGCGAGAAGAGCAACCUGAUCCGCAUCGAGGGGGACCCCCAGGGCGUGCAGCAGGCGAAGCGGGAGCUGCUGGAGCUGGCAUCCCGCAUGGAAAAUGAGCGUACCAAGGAUCUAAUCAUUGAGCAGAGAUUUCAUCGCACAAUCAUUGGGCAGAAGGGUGAACGGAUCCGUGAAAUUCGUGACAAAUUUCCAGAGGUUAUCAUCAACUUUCCAGACCCAGCACAAAAAAGUGAUAUCGUCCAACUCCGAGGGCCCAAGAAUGAGGUGGAAAAAUGCACAAAAUACAUGCAGAAGAUGGUGGCAGAUCUGGUGGAAAAUAGCUAUUCGAUUUCGGUUCCGAUCUUCAAGCAGUUUCACAAGAACAUCAUCGGGAAAGGCGGCGCCAACAUCAAGAAGAUUCGGGAAGAAAGCAACACCAAAAUCGACCUCCCCGCGGAGAACAGCAACUCGGAGACCAUCGUCAUCACCGGCAAGCGCGCCAACUGCGAAGCCGCCCGCAGCCGGAUCCUGUCCAUUCAGAAAGACCUGGCCAACAUCGCCGAGGUGGAGGUGUCCAUCCCUGCCAAGCUGCACAACUCCCUCAUCGGCACGAAAGGCCGUCUGAUCCGCUCCAUCAUGGAGGAGUGUGGCGGGGUCCACAUUCACUUCCCCGUGGAGGGUUCUGGAAGCGACACUGUUGUCAUCAGGGGCCCGUCCUCCGAUGUGGAGAAGGCCAAGAAGCAGUUGUUGCACCUGGCAGAGGAGAAGCAAACCAAGAGCUUCACCGUGGACAUGCGUGCCAAGCCCGAAUACCACAAAUUCCUCAUCGGCAAAGGGGGUGGCAAAAUUCGCAAGGUGCGUGACAGCACCGGAGCCCGAAUCAUCUUCCCGGCAGCCGAGGACAAGGACCAGGAUCUGAUCACCAUCGUGGGGAAGGAGGACGCCGUGCGGGAGGCGCAGAGGGAGCUGGAGGCGCUGAUCCAGAACCUGGACAAUGUGGUUGAAGACCACAUGCUGGUGGACCCCAGGCACCACCGCCACUUUGUCAUCCGGAGAGGCCAGGUCCUACGGGAGAUUGCGGAGGAGUACGGCGGGGUGAUGGUCAGCUUCCCGCGCUCUGGCACACAGAGUGACAAAGUCACCCUCAAGGGUGCCAAGGACUGUGUAGAGGCGGCCAAGAAACGCAUUCAGGAGAUCAUCGAGGACCUGGAAGCUCAGGUGGUGAUAGAAUGUGCUAUACCCCAGAAGUUCCAUCGAUCUGUCAUGGGCCCCAAAGGUUCCAGAAUCCAGCAGAUUACCCGGGAUUUCAACGUUCAGAUUAAAUUCCCAGACAGAGAGGAGAACCCAGGGCACAGCGUGGAGCCGGCAGUCCAGGAGAACGGGGACGAUGCUGGGGACGGGAGAGAGGCCAAGGAGGCCGACCCUGGCUCUCCAAGGAGAUGCGACAUCAUCGUCAUCUCUGGCCGGAAAGAAAAGUGUGAGGCUGCCAAGGAAGCCCUGGAGGCACUGGUUCCUGUCACCAUCGAAGUGGAAGUGCCCUUUGACCUCCACCGAUACGUCAUCGGGCAGAAGGGAAGCGGGAUCCGCAAGAUGAUGGAUGAGUUCGAGGUGAACAUCCACGUCCCCGCGCCCGAGCUGCAGUCUGACGUCAUUGCCAUCACGGGCCUCGCUGCGAAUUUGGACCGGGCCAAGGCCGGGCUGCUGGAGCGUGUGAAGGAGCUGCAGGCGGAGCAGGAGGACCGGGCUUUGAGGAGUUUUAAGCUAAGCGUCACUGUGGACCCCAAAUACCAUCCCAAAAUCAUUGGCAGAAAGGGGGCAGUGAUCACCCAAAUCCGCCUGGAACAUGAUGUGAACAUCCAGUUUCCUGAUAAGGACGAUGGCAGCCAGCCCCAGGACCAAAUUACCAUCACGGGGUACGAGAAGAACACAGAAGCUGCCCGGGACGCCAUCCUGAGAAUCGUGGGUGAGCUUGAGCAGAUGGUUUCGGAGGACGUUUCGCUGGACCACCGUGUCCACGCCCGCAUCAUCGGUGCCCGCGGCAAAGCCAUUCGCAAAAUCAUGGAUGAGUUCAAGGUGGACAUCCGCUUCCCGCAGAGCGGAGCCCCGGACCCCAACUGCGUCACUGUGACCGGGCUCCCGGAGAACGUGGAGGAGGCCAUCGACCACGUCCUCAACCUGGAGGAGGAAUACCUGGCCGACGUGGUGGACAGCGAGGCGCUGCAGGUCUACAUGAAGCCCCCAGCACACGAGGAGUCCAAGGCGCCGUCCAAAGGCUUCGUGGUGCGUGACGCUCCCUGGACCGCCAGCAGCAGCGACAAGGCUCCGGACAUGAGCAGCUCCGAGGAGUUUCCCAGCUUUGGGGCUCAAGUGGCCCCCAAGACCCUCCCUUGGGGCCCCAAACGAUAAUGACCAGCAGCCGAACUCUCCAGCCUGCUGACCUGAACAGCCACGCGACGGUUUGCCUGAACCCGACCCAGCGGCUGGAGCCUCCGCAAAUUGUCGACAUCUCCCCUCCCGAGGUCCCGCAGCGAAGCCGGGCGUGGCCGGCUCCGAGCGGCUUCUCCGGGCCGGCGGCCGCUCAGGGCCUCUCCCCGACACUGGGCUCCGGGCCUCCGCGUGUUAACACUAAGCAAAGGUAAUCGAGCGUCUCGUGCUGAGAUGACAGACUCCAGCUUCUGGUCCACCCGGCAUGUCAGUCACACUCUGACCUUCACUGCGAGAGCUCCGCAGCCGUGGCUAGGGGUCGACUUCCUGUGUCAUGACCUCAGGAAAUAAAUUUCCUUGACUUUAUAAAAGCCAAAA
Messenger RNA from Lemur catta (Ring-tailed lemur), 4573 nucleotides. It is a transcript of the gene HDLBP, whose product is annotated as high density lipoprotein binding protein. The transcript has 28 exons. NCBI's taxonomy places the organism in Eukaryota, Metazoa, Chordata, Mammalia, Primates, Lemuridae. The record is from RefSeq and is a predicted model, not a curated record. Gene Ontology annotation, cellular component: nucleus; cytoplasm. The coding region runs from base 371 to 4177 and encodes 1268 amino acids. Gene Ontology annotation, molecular function: mRNA binding.